AUGGGCGAAAAUCAAGGAAAGAAGGAAGGAAAGAAGGAAGGAAAGAAGGAAGGAAAGAAGGAAAGGAAGAAGGAAGGGAAGAAGGAAGGAAAGAAGAGCGUAAAAGAGGAAGAUACUACGUAA
Messenger RNA from Acaulospora colombiana, 123 nucleotides. The record is from the annotation of a GenBank genome assembly. NCBI's taxonomy places the organism in Eukaryota, Fungi, Glomeromycota, Glomeromycetes, Diversisporales, Acaulosporaceae.